CUUUACACAAUAUUGAAAGUUUCAGAACGUCAACAAUCUGAUACUGCGAAUCUCAAUAUUGUUUUGUACUCGAGAUGUUUUUUGCUUACAAAUGUUGACAAAACAAAACUGAAACAUCAUUUGGGUGGCAGCGAACAGUCAAUACAUCGUGCAAGGAUGGUGGUGACAUCUGGUUGCCAAUCUCACGGACACCAUCAAAAGUUCAUUGCAUUAUUGAUACUGUGCUUUUUGGACUGUGGUCAAGGUGACGGUAAAGAAAAACGAGAAAUAUCCAGUCCAAAAAGUAAAAGUGGACAACCAGGGGGAUCUGGUAACUCAGAAUGGCAGCAACUAUGGUAUUCGAGCGUUGAUGAAUUUCAAAAGCUCACGGAGCCACUUUUGGACAACACCACUGAAACUAACCUCACUGUGCCAUUAGGAAGCACAGCUUAUCUUCAUUGUCGUGUCAGAAACUUAGGCGAGCGAACGAUAUCAUGGGUUCGCCGCAGGGACUGGCACAUCUUGACUUCGGGCAUGUUUACGUACACAAACGACGAGAGGUUCACCGUGUUGCACGCCGAGGGCUCGGAUGAUUGGACAUUGAAAAUAAAAUACGUGCAGAAACGAGACAACGGCACAUACGAGUGUCAGAUAUCCACCGGAACAGGCAUCAUGUCCUCGUUCAUCAACGUUCACAUCGUCGUUCCUGAGGUCCACAUUGAUGGACCAAGUGAACUCCACGUAGACAUGGGCAGCAUAAUAAAUCUUCUCUGUAUCAUCGAAAAAAGUCCACAACCUCCACAGUACGUGUUUUGGUAUCACAAUGAAAAAAUGAUCAAUUACGACAAUAUAAGAGGUGGUAUUGUAGUUAAUACAGAAAAUGGAGGCCGUAGUACCAGUAGGUUGACCAUCCACGACGUUAUUGACACUGACAGUGGCAAUUACACAUGUGAAACUGCAAAUGCCGAACAAGCUUAUGUUUACGUUUUUGUAUCUGAAGGAGACACAAUGGCCGCUAUAUCACGUAGAAAGUCCACUGCUUCGGGAAUCGAAGUGAUGCUAUGGUUUGUAGCAUUACCACUGAUGGUAAUAUCCAUUAGAUAAGGGGAAACGAUUCUUAUGUAUAGGUAAUAAAAAUUAUUAUAUGUAUGUAUUUUAUCUUUGUAAAAAGUAUAAUUAUUAUAAUUAUUGUUAAACAUUC
Molecule: messenger RNA, 1180 nt
Organism: Acyrthosiphon pisum (pea aphid)
Lineage: Eukaryota; Metazoa; Arthropoda; Insecta; Hemiptera; Aphididae
Product: junctional adhesion molecule A
Exons: 8
Coding region: 157-1083 (308 amino acids)
Biological process (GO): synapse organization
Cellular component (GO): neuron projection membrane
Source: RefSeq, a predicted model, not a curated record